Messenger RNA from Helianthus annuus (common sunflower), 2373 nucleotides. RefSeq lists its product as uncharacterized. Lineage: Eukaryota; Viridiplantae; Streptophyta; Magnoliopsida; Asterales; Asteraceae. The record is from RefSeq and is a predicted model, not a curated record. The transcript is spliced from 11 exons. Bases 168 to 2183 code for a protein of 671 amino acids.
UUAUCAAUCGCCUGUAUAUCGGAGACUGUAUUCAUCAUCAUGUGCAAUGUCACCACCGUGAUCUUAACCGAACAACCUACAAAUAUCUAAGGCAACAGUUUACACACCUGAAUCGAUCGCAUACGAUACGAUCAUCUUCUAUAGCGUGAUCUCCGAUCGAAAAACUCAUGAAGCAUGCUGCAAAAUUAGAUGAUCUUAUUGCUGAAAGUCUAUAUCCAUUAACAACAUCUGCUAAUGAUUACGAUGGAACGAGUGAACGAGUCGUGAAUAAAUUUGGGGGCUUAAGUACAAAUAACGGUUUAACAAUUGUAGAUAAGCACAUUGAUGUUCAUGAAGACGAAGGAUAUAUCAUCAUUCCAUACAAAGAGCUUCCCGAUAGAUGGAACGUAGAAUCUGAUAUGCUACAAUUUAAAACGUUGGACCGCCCCUUUGUUUUUCCAGGUGAACAAAUUCAAAUUAUAGCGUGCUUAUCAGCAUGCAAGCAAGAAGAAUACAGAAGACAGACAGAGGAGUUGGUAAAACGAUUUAAAAAUUCCCAUUUUUUUACUCGAAUUGCUGAGUCAGAUGAAACUCUUUGGUCAAGAAGGAAAAUCCAUGAAACAAAUGGAGGAAAAUUUAUUCCGGUCGAAUAUUGUAAUGAUUAUGAGGCGGUUGAAAGAGGAAUUCUUGAUGCUAGUACCUCAGGUGGAAUUGCGAAAAAUGAUGUCAAAUGUAGCCAACUAGCUAAUGGAGACAUAGUGGUAGUCUUACAAGUAAAUAUUUGUGUAGACUUCUUAAAAAAUCCAAUCUUGGAAAUUCUCCAGUUUGAAAAAUACGAAAACGCGGGUCAAUCAGAACACGACCCAUAUGGUGAACUCUUAAACUGGAUGCUUCCCGUACACAAUUAUCGAUUUUUAUCUCCUCAAGAAACUGGCCGCAGUUCAAGCGCCCGUAACUCAUUAACAAAACCGAAACCAAAUUCAUUCGGUUCUCAGAACCUUUUAUUAGGUCAAGUUAGAAGCCAUUCCAUGCCAUCGUUUCCGUCAACCAAUGCACACGCACACGCUUCUAUGUUUUCAAGCGAUGAAGGACUUUUAUCGUUCCGAGGGGUACCCCUGGAGCCCGGACGAUUUUCAGUUUGUUGCGGGCUCGAAGGAAUUUACGUUCCGGGUCGACGAUGGAGAAGAAAAAUUGAAAUUAUACAGCCGUUAAAGAUUUGCUGUUUUGCUGCUGAUUGCAAUACACAAGAUCUUCUUUGUGUUCAAAUAAAGAAUGUUUCUCCACAACAUGCUCCCGAUAUCGUUAUAUACUUGGAUUCCAUAACACUUGUAUUCGAGGAAGCUUCAAAGGGUGGGGCCCCUACGUAUUUACCAAUUGCAUGUGUUGAAACCGGAAAUGGCCAUGGUUUGCUCAAUUUACCCCUCAGGAAAGAUGAGGAACACUCGUUCGUUUUAAAACCAGCAGCACCACUUUGGAGUUCUAAUGUAGGAAGUGCAGGAUCAAGUGUGCGCAUCUUCACCAAUGUGUACCGUGGGGUCUCGCCUACUGUUGAAUAUGCGGUUCUUGUAUCAUGUCGAUGCAACUAUACUGAAUCUAGGUUGUUAUUCAAGCAGCCGACAAAUUGGCGACCACGUAUUCAAAAGAAUAUAUUAAUCUCUGUUGCAUCUCACAUGUCAAAAAGACCUCUCGGGCCAGAUGACAAAUUCUCUAACUUACCCGUUCAGGUUUUAACACUCGAGGCAUCAAAUAUGACAAACAACGAUUUAACACUAACAUUACUUGCCCCGUCUUUACUUAAUUCUCCUUCUGUGGGGUCCGUAACCUUUUCACCACCGUCACCAAUGAGCCCAGUCGAUAACAAUUUGCAAAAUUCUGCAUUGCAUAGACUCCGUUCAGCUUCUAAGGUACUAGAUCAGAGAUCUGGCGAUGGUGAUGAUCAUGAUCAUAGCCGUACACCUGGCACUUUGAAUGAGAAAACAAUUCCCAUAUCGGAUGUUCUUCCUAGAAGUAACCUGGGCGGUACACAUAUGUGGUUGAAGAGUAGAGUUCCUCUUGGGUGUGUUCCUUCACGAUCCAGAGUUACGGUCAAGCUUGAGCUACUUCCACUGACUGAUGGCGUAAUUACACUAGAUUCUUUACAGAUUAACGUUGAAAAAGGUUUAUCUUAUAUCCCUGAGAACCCGCUAAAGAUAUGCAACUUCUAGCAUACGUAUCAGUGCUAGCAUCUAAUGUGUGCACACUUAAGCUGCGAAAUGAGGGUUUUAAUAUAUCGUUACACCCUGUUUACAAGUUUGUUUGCAUGGGAUUGAUAUGUGGUUUUAGUAGCUAGAGAAUGCAUAUCUAUGUUUUAUGUGUCUAAAGAAAUAUGAUUUUCCAACCAGUUGUUUGUGGUUA